AUGCUGUCCAGAGUAAGCAUACGGUCCGGUUUAAGACUAUCGAGCCAGGCAAAUAAACUGGGAUCGAGGAAUUUGAUGGUAUACCAUCGUUUGCACAAUGUUUCAUCUGAUGGUAAUUUGCAGGGUCUCAAUGAGGCUAAAGAUGAAGUAACCAAACGUAAGCCGCUCAGUAGGAUUGCCAUAGGCGGCACUGCAAGCCAGUCUCAAAAGGCAAGUGGUGGUGGUAGCGGUUCUAUCGAGUUUGCCACUUGGAAAGCGACAGCUCUUGUGUUGACUCUGGGGGGUACACUGUACUAUUUUUUUGCCAAAGAGAAGCGAAGAUUGGAAAUCGAAAAGGAAGCAGAGGCAAACAGAGGGUACGGCAAGCCGUUGGUUGGCGGACCUUUCAAAUUGGUCGAUUUUAACGGUGAUGAAUUUACCGAACAAAACCUUUUAGGCAAAUUCUCUAUUAUCUACUUUGGAUUUUCGCACUGUCCAGACAUAUGUCCCGAUGAGCUUGACAAGCUGAGCGUCUGGCUUGACGGACUGAAAAAAAAGGGUAUUGAAAUUCAGCCUAUUUUUAUCACCUGCGAUCCUGCCAGAGAUCCACCACAUGUUCUGAAGGAAUACCUGAGUGAGUUUCACCCCGAUAUGAUAGGUCUGACGGGCGACUAUGAAGCAGUUAAACAGGCUUGCAAGAAGUAUCGCGUAUAUUUUUCGACUCCUCCAUCGUUAAAACCGGGCCAAGAUUAUUUAGUUGAUCACUCUAUCUUCUUUUACCUGAUGGACCCUGAAGGCCAGUUUAUCGACGCCUUAGGGAGACAAUACGAUGAGCAAACCGGGGUUGCCAAGAUUCAAGAACAUGUCAACGCGUAUGCUCCGAAGGAACAACGUGAAAAACGCAAGGAAAAGUGGUAUUCAUUUCUUUUCAACUGA
Molecule: messenger RNA, 915 nt
Organism: Lachancea dasiensis
Lineage: Eukaryota; Fungi; Ascomycota; Saccharomycetes; Saccharomycetales; Saccharomycetaceae
Source: the annotation of a GenBank genome assembly